Pectinophora gossypiella (pink bollworm) is the source of this 675-nucleotide messenger RNA. RefSeq names its product cuticle protein 3-like. Lineage: Eukaryota; Metazoa; Arthropoda; Insecta; Lepidoptera; Gelechiidae. The record is from RefSeq and is a predicted model, not a curated record. Gene Ontology annotation, cellular component: chitin-based extracellular matrix. The coding region runs from base 24 to 575 and encodes 183 amino acids. Gene Ontology annotation, molecular function: structural constituent of chitin-based larval cuticle. The transcript is spliced from 5 exons.
UCGAUAUUUGGAUCGAUAACAUCAUGAAAUUGUUCGCCCUCAUCCUAGCUUGCGCGUGCGCCGCGACAGCAGCGCCUCAAUAUAACCCGUACCGCGUAUCCCCGCAGUACUACCCGGACAACCGCGUGCGCGCAUCUGUUGACAGGAACGCUAAUAUACUGAGGUCUACGUCUGAAGUCAACGAACGAGGGUUCCAUUAUGCUUUCGACACUGAUAAUGGCAUCCAAGCCGAGGAAUCUGGGGUUGAGAACAACGGCAUCCAAGCUCAGGGCCAGUACUCGUACACCGGGGACGACGGCCAGGUCUACUCCGUCAGGUACACUGCGGACGCCAAUGGAUUCCAGGCCCAAGGCGCGCACCUGCCGACGCCGCCGCCGCUACCCGAAGCCAUCGCACGCGCACUGCAGCAGAACGCCGCUGAUGAAGCCAGGGGGAUCUUUGACGACGGUAGUUACAACGAAGGCAAGUACUCCCCAGUGGUUGCAGCUAGAUCUCAGUACAACCAGUAUCAACCUUCGAAUCAGUACCAGCCUUCGAGACAGUACGUGGCUCCUCAAUUCCGGUCCUACUACUAAAUAACGACCAGAUAUAUUAUAUCUAUACCUGUGCCAUUCGUCUAUGAUAGUUUAAGUUUAAUCAAGCAAUUUUGAAUAAAGUACCUUCAGUGUUUCGGAA